Messenger RNA from Paramecium tetraurelia, 291 nucleotides. RefSeq lists its product as uncharacterized. Gene Ontology annotation, molecular function: protein binding. The transcript has a single exon. The record is from RefSeq and is a predicted model, not a curated record. NCBI's taxonomy places the organism in Eukaryota, Ciliophora, Oligohymenophorea, Peniculida, Parameciidae.
AUGGAAAAAUAAAUUAUUAGUCAUUAAAUAAACACUGAAUUUACAUAUUGUGGAGAUAGCAAUAUUUGGAAUGAAGUGUGUGCAGCCAAUGAAAAAACUAUUUUACUUUGGGAUAUUCGUUAGAAAUUACCAUUUAAUUGCAUUCUAGCACACUCAAUGCAAAUAACUUAAUGCAAAUACAAUGAAACUGGGAGAUAUGUAACCACAACUGGUUUAGACAAUGUGUAAAAAGUGAAAUAUAUUAUAAGUGUGCCCGUGUAUUUGAUUCAUAUGGAACAGAUUCUUUAGUGA